Aspergillus wentii DTO 134E9 is the source of this 237-nucleotide messenger RNA. Its product is annotated as succinate dehydrogenase assembly factor 1. Gene Ontology annotation, cellular component: mitochondrion. NCBI's taxonomy places the organism in Eukaryota, Fungi, Ascomycota, Eurotiomycetes, Eurotiales, Aspergillaceae. The record is from RefSeq and is a predicted model, not a curated record. The transcript is spliced from 3 exons. Bases 1 to 237 code for a protein of 78 amino acids. Gene Ontology annotation, biological process: mitochondrial respiratory chain complex II assembly.
AUGGCCCGGCUGUCAGGCCUUCAAAGGGAGGUCUUGUCUCUCUACCGGAAAUGCUUACGGGAAACUCGGAGAAAGCCAAUGGAAACUAGAGAUAACUUCAAAACCUAUGCCAGGGCCGAGUUCCAAAAGUCCCUUACUGUCAGCAAAAAAGAUUUCAACGCGAUAGAAUAUCUGUUGCGCAAAGGUUACCGACAGCUUGAAAUGUACUCCUCGCCCAGAAUCCGCAACAUUCACUAA